Eimeria mitis is the source of this 210-nucleotide messenger RNA. RefSeq lists its product as uncharacterized. Bases 1 to 210 code for a protein of 69 amino acids. The record is from RefSeq and is a predicted model, not a curated record. Lineage: Eukaryota; Apicomplexa; Conoidasida; Eucoccidiorida; Eimeriidae. The transcript is spliced from 3 exons.
AUGUCGGCUUCCUCCGGCAACCUUCGGCCGGCGACCGCACGCGUUUCCGCCGCUGCGAUCGCUCCAGCCGCCGCUCCUCUUCUCGCGCUCCAAGCAGCCGAAGCUGCAGUGCGCCUGGCCUGGGACCCGCCACGCCUUUCAAAUGUAUCUGAAAUAUUUCCAGUGGCAUCUCCUCCAGGGUUCGACGGUGGCAAGACGGAAAGGCAAUAG